This is a messenger RNA of Xenopus laevis (African clawed frog), 668 nucleotides long. RefSeq names its product gastrokine 1, gene 2 S homeolog (gene gkn1.2.S). NCBI's taxonomy places the organism in Eukaryota, Metazoa, Chordata, Amphibia, Anura, Pipidae. The transcript is spliced from 6 exons. The record is from RefSeq and is a predicted model, not a curated record. Bases 40 to 564 code for a protein of 174 amino acids.
AUUUUAGUAAUACCCCACUGUUUCAGUUUCUACAGUUGAAUGAAAAUGAAGUUCUUGAUUGCAACAGCUAUCGUUUUUGGACUCUGCUUGGCUCAGACUCAAGCCAAUGAUAACAUUGACAUUGACAACUCUGGGAAUGAAGGAGGGAGCGUUUCCCAAAACGUUAAUAUCAAUAACCAGGACAAUAUUGCUACCAUCAACAAUCUGAAUGGCUGGAAGUCCUGGGAUUCCAUUUGUGAUUAUGGAGCGGGAUUUGCAGCUACCCGGCUGUUCCACAAGCAGAGCUGUGUUAUCACCAAAAUCAACAAAGAUUCCUUCCCCAGCCUGGCCCAGCUGAGCGCCAUUGCAAAGGAUAAAAAGCAAACAACGAAUACUCCACUGCGAACUUACACAGUCAACCCACGCCGCAUUAAUAACAUUGGGGUGUUUGGGCAGCACGUUGAGACUAUGUGCAAAGGACUACCUUCCUACACUGCUCAAGAGAUGCCUGAUAAUGUGGGAGGCUUUUCACUCUGUCAUACCGGCAGCAUCGUCACAAUUCUGGGAAUCAACUUCUGCUUUUAAGCUGAAGUCUUCUCUCCAUGACCAGACUUACUGCAAUGCCUGCCCCUAAAUCUGCCUCCAUGGAUUCCUUCAGCGAUAUUAAAUAAAAAAAAGAUUUACUCAUA